AUGGCUCCUGUUAAACUCGUCUGGGGCGGAGGUUCCAUUAUGAUGGAAGAGUCCUAUCCCACCCUCGAAUCCAUCGAUGCAGCUCUAGAAAUCCUGCAAGCCAAUGGUGUCACGAGUAUUGAUACAGCAAGAAUUUACGGAACCUCCGAGGAGCGUCUAGGUCAGAUCAAGGCCAGCUCUCGCUUCGCGAUUGAUACAAAACACCCCGGUGGGUUCGCCCCGGAGGCCAAUACCCAAGAAUUAAUCGGUUCAAUCGCGAACCAGAGCUUGAAAUAUCUUCAAACAGACCAGGUGGAUGUUUACUACAUCCAUGCACCCGAUCGUCGAUUCCCCCUCGAGGAACUUCUGGCGGGUGUAAAUACUCUCUUCCAGGCCGGAAAGUUCAAGAGCUUCGGUCUCUCCAACUAUCUAGCCACAGAAGUGGAAGAAGUUGUCCGUGUUUGUCGUGAGAAGGGAUACGUCUUGCCCACUGUGUACCAAGGAAACUACUCCGCCGUCGCGCGUCGGAUGGAGGCAGAGUUACUCCCGACACUGCGCAAACACAACAUUGCCUUCAAUGCCUACUCGCCCAUUGCGGGUGGAUUCUUGACCAAAGAUGCCGAAAUACUUGUUUCUGGCGGCGAAGGUCGAUGGGAUCCGACAUCAAUGUUUGGUGGCCUCUACCAUGCCCUAUAUAACAAGAAGAACAUGCUUGAGGGUUUGAGGCUUUGGGACAAGAUAUCUAAGGAGUUUGGUAUUCCCAAGGCUGAGUUGGCGUAUCGUUGGGUGGCAUACAACUCAGCCCUCAGUGGAGAGUUUGAGGAUAGGAUCAUCUUUGGCACACGCACCAUUGAGCAGUUAAAUCAGACUCUUGCUGCGUUUGCCAAGGGUCCUCUUGAUUCGAAGAUUUCGGAGCAGAUAGAGCAAGUUUGGAAUAUUGUUGAGGCUGAUGCACCUUUGGAUAACUUCAAUGGUAGGGCUGACAAGCAGUGA
This is a messenger RNA of Penicillium antarcticum, 972 nucleotides long. RefSeq names its product aldo/keto reductase family protein. The transcript has 2 exons. Lineage: Eukaryota; Fungi; Ascomycota; Eurotiomycetes; Eurotiales; Aspergillaceae. The coding region runs from base 1 to 972 and encodes 323 amino acids. The record is from RefSeq and is a predicted model, not a curated record. Gene Ontology annotation, molecular function: oxidoreductase activity.